This is a messenger RNA of Acaulospora morrowiae, 340 nucleotides long. The record is from the annotation of a GenBank genome assembly. Lineage: Eukaryota; Fungi; Glomeromycota; Glomeromycetes; Diversisporales; Acaulosporaceae.
AUGGGUCCUGCCACAACCAAACUGUAUUUUGCCGGAGAAGAAAUGUGUAAACAAAGAAAUUAUGACUGCAGAAUACUCUAUAAAUUAAAAUCGCUCUUCGAGCAGAACGAACGACUUGAAGAUAUUCACGAAGAAAGAAGAUCAAUUGAAUUUGGAAUCAAGACCGGAAAACUGGGUCUGGCUGCCAUCGACAAUGUUAAGUCUGGAUACAGGAACGUGAGAGACAUUACAGAGCCAAUUUUAGGUGUGACUUCAGAAGAAUACAAUGUAUUGUUAGAUACAAUGGCCAAAGAAUUAAGAGACCUUAAUUCAUAUUACCACAUCAAUCGCGUCUAUGCAC